CAUGACCCAAGCUGCUCUAACCUGAAAAGUCUCCCAAUUAAGAGACCAAGACGCAGUCUUUGGGUGUCCGGAGAAUGCUUUUUGUCCUUUCAAGUCUAAAAUAGAUGGCAAAAAUCAAGAUGAAUAAAUCUAAUAAAUCCUUCCUCUCCCUCCCCACAGUUUAAGCAGUGUUUGGUUUUGCAUUCCCGGAAUAGUUGUAAGCAUUGCUGUAGGCGCUGGCAUUUGCUACUUUUGUUAUUGGUUACUUAGAAACUGAUCGGAGUUGUUUUGGUGCCAGCAGUGAGUCAGGUAGAUUUAAAUCUUGAGGUCUUUUGAGAGUUGGGCUGAUAAACCAGGGUUGCAGAAGUUUGAGACCUUAAGAGAAUUAAAAACAAAUGUGGCAGUGGGAGGUGUGGGGGUGGAGAGAGAGGUCAAGAGCAUAAAAGUAACUUUCCUACGGGGCAUGGAAAAAUUCACUUUUCAGUCAACCUCUUAACUGAGAUAGUGGGACGGAAUCGCGAAUUCUCAAGUGAAAGGGGUUGACUGCCCAGAUUAGCCAGUCCGAACUCAGACUUUGCUUUUCUGCUUUUCUCGGGGGGGAGGGUCAUAGGCGGGCAGGUUUUGGGGACUGCCCUGGUGUCAUCGUGGGUUCGUUCUUUUGAAUGAGAAGCAGAAGGCGUUGCACCGUCACGAGGGACGCGAUGGGUUUUUAAAAGAUGAACCGCGUAUUUAAUUCUGGUCUUUUCCAGAUCUGGGGACUGUGUGACUCAAUGGUCACGUUCUUUUCCUCUUUCCUCACAUCUCACUAAGCUCUCACUAAGCACCCACCACCACCAUCCGCGUCAGGGCGCAGCCCAUCCUUCGAAGACACGCCCCACUGGGAGAGAAAAAUAGAACAAAUUAAAAAAAAAAAAAAAAAAAAAAAAAAAAAACCAGAACACUUCCAACACCCCACGUAGCACUAAACUUUUUCCAAACUCCUUCCAGGUUUCUGCUUAUCAGCCCCGCCAAAGCAGAGAGGGGAAAGACUGGCCAAACUAGCAGCGGGGCCGGGAGGGGACCAGCGUGUGCAUGCCGAGGUGGGUGAGUGGGGGGGGCCGGGGCGGGUCUGUGACUCAGCAGCUGCGCCCCUCCCCCGUCCCGCCCCACCGCUUAAUUCCGAAGCUCAGGCCGCUGAGAGUAAAAGAACUGCCCCGAGUGUGGAGCGCGCGAGCCUUGCCCACGAGCCCAGCAGCUGCCUCGCCCCCUACCCGCGUGCCCCCUCCUCCCGCUCGCUCCCCUCAGGGAGAAGCGCCCGCCGCCCCUCCCCCCGCUGCCGCGCGCCAGGACUCGAGAGGCAGCCACAGCAACUGCCGCCGCUGCCGCUGGGAGGAGCCCGGGCUCGCUGCCGCCGCCACCGCCGCCGCCGCCGCCGCGAAGCUCCUUUGUGAGACCCCGGCCGAGGGAGGGAGGGAGGUAGAUAAUACAGUUGAGGAUCCUGAACUGAAAGAUUCCCCUCUUAUUCCCAAAAACAUAAUGGCUGAACCUGACUAUAUAGAGGAUGACAAUCCUGAAUUAAUCAAGCCUCAGAAAUUAAUCAAUCCUGUCAAAAUUUCUCGAAAUCAUCAAGAUCUUCACAGAGAACUUCUAAUGAAUCAGAAAAGGGGCCUUGCACCUCAGAAUAAACCAGAGCUACAGAAAGUGAUGGAGAAGAGAAAACGAGACCAGGUGAUAAAACAACAGAAGGAAGAGGAAGCCCAGAAAAAGAAAUCUGAUUUGGAGAUAGAACUACUGAAACGACAGCAAAAGUUGGAGCAACUUGAGCUUGAAAAACAGAAGAUUCAAGAGGAGCAGGAAAAUGCCCCGGAAUUUGUGAAGGUGAAAGGCAACCUGAGAAGAACAGGCCAAGAAAUGGCAGAAGUUCAGGAUUCUUAGGCAUACACUGUACAAAAAACUUGCUGGAUUUUAGCCCCUUGCUGCAGAGAGGACAUUCCUGUAGGAUCAUCUCCAGUGCUGCUUCCUUUUGAGCCAAGAGUAGCAUGGAGAGACAUCGGUUUUUGAGAAAAUGCCAGCCAGCAGAAGUUUUAAUUUUUAAAAAGGGUUAUUUUGUUUAUCAGUUUUCCUUGAAUUUAGUGGGAAUAAAUUGACUAUGAUAGCUGCAGUUCAGAUUCGCCAAAUGAAAUAUGUUGACCAGCAGAUAAGCAGCUUAUUGUUGGUAUAACAGACUUGUCUUCAGAGAUUCAAAAGAAAGGAUGAGGACACUGGAGUAUCUUAAGUGUUGCACUACUUGGUUUCUUCCAACCUGACUGUAGUGGGGACAUAAUAUUUGUAUUUUUUUCUUCUUUUAAAAAAUAUUAUUUUUCUAACUCUUGGUUAUCUUUUAAAGAACUUAGCUUAUAUAAAAAUGUGCUUAAUCUGUUACUUUUCACAACUGUGAUUCUGGUUUGGAAAGCCUGAAAAUCUUAGCAUGGGUUAAAUCUUAACACCGAAGUAUGGAAAAAUGUUCAUUUGUAUUAAAUGAUCAAUACAGGUUAUAUCUUAGUUGAUCUUGAAUUUACAGAAUUAGAAAGCUGUGAGAAAGUUUUAAUAAAAAUUCCAAACUCUGAACCCAUUUUUAGGAAAACCAUAGUACAUAGAUUAUGUAAAAAUUUUUUUUCUUUUUUCAGUCAUUUCUAUUUUUGAUCAGCAAUAUAUUGUUUGGUUAAUAUUCCAACCCAAAGGAGGGUAUUUAACAAAUUCUCUGAUGGUUUGUUAACAUAGUUGUCCCUCUCAGUAUUUUCUUUUCUUGUUUUUUCAAGCCUGUUUUUUAGGCAAAAUGUUGGCAUUCUGUUGACCUAAGUUCAGUGUUACAAGUAGAGGUCAAAAUCCUUUUUAUUACUUUGGUCUCCUUUUAGCCACAUGGGGAACAUCCUAAAUGGGAGCUCUGUAGCAAGAUAUUUUGACUUAAUGUGUGAUGCAAGUGUGAAUUGGUCUCAAGGAGACUUACAUUAGAAGAUUUUCUUGCAUUUGUACAUUUUGAAUGCUAGAACUAAAAUUUUGAAAAUUUUUGAUUAAUGAUCACACAUGCCUUUAAUGUUUGUAUUUUUCCCUAUGAAGGCAACAUAUUACCACUGUCUCAGUCGUAAUGACUACUAAAUUCCCUCUCUCAGGAAAAGCCAACUUUAAGGGAGAGAUUGCUAAGAUUCUUCUUGCUAGCCAGAGCAUUGUUAAGAAGCAAAUUCCCAAUUAUAAAUUAUAACUAAAUAUUUAUGCAAAUAUAUUUUCUAUCUUGGGCAUGUGCCUCCUAUUUUGGAUGGAAUUGGGAAAUGUAUAGCUUCAGUAUUGUUCUCUAUCUAGGAUAUCGAGCCAGUGACUUCUUUUGGCAAGACAUUAUUUUUUGCUUGACUUCAUAUAAAGUUUAACCUCGAAGCCAUCUGAAGGCCUUGAAAACCAUAAUAGAAAUUGGCAUCAUUGAGGGAUAUUUUGUAGGACCAGAUUUCAAAUCCUCAAGUGAAUAGCAUAGCACAAAUAUGUAAAGUUACAACAUAAAAUUUAAAAAAUAGCGAAUUAUAUUUGGAAUAGAUUAUCCAGUAUAUCAGUGAGGCUUAUUGCUAUGAAAUACAAAUAUGAUUAUAGGCAAAAAUGUUAUUUUAUCCUAUUAGUUUUGUCUUUUUAAUGAAAUGGUGAUGGCUGAGAUUUUCCUCCUAUUUCUCUACUUUUGAGAAGAGAAAGUGUGGUGAUGGAUGAUCUCAAGAGGAUAUUUCCAAUUUCCUAUUGACUAGAUUUUUUCCUUUUGUGUGUGGAAUCAAUGGAGUGAUUUAUAGUACCAGAAUUUAGGAUAAGUCCAUAACUUUUAUUCAGCAGGAUCUUAGCUCUUUAGUUUCCUCCAUUUGUGGUCAAUCUCCCAUUUGACAGAUAUUAUUGGGCUGUUCAAAUUGAAGACACCAAUAUGCUUUGCCUGCUCAGUAGUCCUUUCAAAAGAUCUUCCUAUCCCUCAAUAUCUUUAGUUUGCUUGAAGCUUAUUCUUCUAUGGCAGUAGUGAGGAAUAACCAAAAGGAAUAAUAAUAGUGGAUUGAUAUUUUCCUCCCAAACCCACUAGUAGGUGUGCCGAAUGCUUUUUUAGCUUAAUAAAAUGCCUCCAAACAGCACUGUAAAUAUAGUGUGAAAGUACGGUUUGUUGUUACAAGACAGGUAGAAUAUAUAGUUAGAGUUCAUCUUAGAAUCCAAUAGGUCCAACCUAUAAGUCUGAGUUAAAAUAUGGCAAGCAAAAUCUCCUUUAACAUCAAAAAGCUAUACAAUUUGGUUAGAAUUUGUAGAAAUUUUCUAAGCAGUUCUGUUAUUGAGCCACUUUCUAAUUUUGCAAUGGUCCAAUGUUUUAUUUGAACUAUUUUUCUGUCCUCUUAAAAUAUUUGAAAAUUUUGUUGUCUCCCACUUUGAUAGCAUGGUAACAAAUUUGUGUUGCUUUCUAAGCUACACUAUGUCUUUAUUCUUCUAUUCUGAAAAACCUUGACUUGUUUGAGUGUAUAUAAUAUAUAUAAAGGGAGCCUUAAUGGGUUUGUUUUCAUAAUUUCAUAAUUUAAUAUUUUUUGUAUUUGCUCUUGUAUAAUUGUUUUUAACUGAAAGUAUUACAAAAAUGAGGGUGGAGUACUUAGAACCAAAGUUAUGCUUAAUAAAAAUCUGCUACAUGCUUGAACUAUA
Molecule: messenger RNA, 4635 nt
Organism: Antechinus flavipes (yellow-footed antechinus)
Lineage: Eukaryota; Metazoa; Chordata; Mammalia; Dasyuromorphia; Dasyuridae
Product: protein FAM107B
Exons: 4
Coding region: 1051-1893 (280 amino acids)
Source: RefSeq, a predicted model, not a curated record